Molecule: messenger RNA, 3267 nt
Organism: Suillus bovinus
Lineage: Eukaryota; Fungi; Basidiomycota; Agaricomycetes; Boletales; Suillaceae
Exons: 10
Coding region: 235-3177 (980 amino acids)
Biological process (GO): regulation of DNA-templated transcription
Cellular component (GO): RSF complex
Source: RefSeq, a predicted model, not a curated record
UGAGAACUCAAGUUUACUAUUAUUCGUCCAACUGGACUCUUCAAGCUGCUUCGUUCUGUUAAACGUCGUGCUCAUCGUCAGUAACGGCGACGGUAAUCACCAACAACUAAUUCCAGCCUAAACUUGGUUUUAAGCGUCCUGCUAGUAAUCGCUGGACAGGUUGUACAUUUGAACAUCGUCUGAACUGCCGAAGGAUCUCCGACCUUUUUAUAAAGCCCUAACUCAGCUGCGCGCAUGCCUCGCCGCACUUCUACUCGCCUUACAUCCUCUGUCACUCCACAAGCACCUUCAGUCUCUUUUCAACUUCCUGCCUCCGAUGCAGAUCCCAAUAUCCUUCAGCUCAGGCGGCACUGGAAAUGGGCUGCUUUCAGCCAGUUCUUCUUCACAUUUAAUGCUCUCUUUGCCAUGAAUGACGUGACCUUGAUCGACAUUGAAAAUGACCUUGCAUACUCUACCAACCGCGUUUUGUCUCGCAUCAUGACAAGAUUGCUCGUCACGUUAACGCAGGACAGAAAAAUAUCCGUUGAUAACUGGCAAACUGCCCUCCGAAAGCAAUAUAUGAGACGCGACCCAGAAGCAAAUCCCAUAGGACCAAUUCAGCAAAUAUACACCAAUGUCGCAGAGUCCUCGCUCUCGCGUGCAUCCACAGCUCCCCCAUACCCACCUGAAACAGGAGAACAGUUGGCCCAAGAAGAAGCAAAUAAAAGCAUGGUGCAUGAAGAUGGAACGUCUGCUGACGGUGAUGCUGUCCCAGACGAUUCAGCAGAUGUGGUCGAGGUCAAGUCGGAGGAAACCAAGAUCGAUGAAUCGAAGGAUGAAGUUGCCGGGUCUUCUUCAGAGGCUUUACAGAACUCCGAGCAGCUACAGCAGCAAAUUGAUUGGCUCGACCUUCCUAUAGUGAAGAAACUGGAGUCCCUACACACUCUUAUGGAAUGGCAAUUUCAUAACCCUAAUCGUCUACGUACCCAGAUGAAAGACGACGACGAGAAUGCUGAAUGGCAUAUAGAGCCAAUAGGAUAUGAUGCCAAGAGUAAUGCCUACUGGCUCAUAGGUGCUGACCGUUUGUGGAUUCAACGUGAACCCCCACGUCAGACACUCAAACGCAAACGGCUCGCAAACCCUCACAUGUCGAAAUCCAGUGGCAAAAAGUCUUUUAACAAACGCCAGCGGGUCGACCCAGAACCAGAUCCCACACCUCCACCCACAACACCUGCCAGAGCGUCCCGUCGGCGCAAUCAAGCACUGGCCCUAAACUCCAGCCCGUCCGGUUCGCGCGGUACUCGCGCCGCCAAAUCACGUGCAAACAUGAAACUCGAUGCUCAGGCGAAGGACCUCGCUGAAUUCCAGCGUCAGAUGGCUCGGAGCAAGUCUACUAAUGCCAGACCUCUGACUCCACGCCGACCCUCUGGGAUCCGCGUGAGUGCGCGGCUGCGCGGCAACUUGGCAGACGAUGAGUGGCAAGAGGUUCCAGACGAAUGGCUUUCUCCUAGCGUGUAUGACGGAACAGAGAUAGAGGAGAAGACGCCGCCCAAAUCUAAGGCAAGGCUGAAAACGGGGCUUGAGAGCGAUGAAGACUCGGUCAGUGAUCUCACGGAGCUUAGCGAGGACGAUGAGACAAAUGAGGGGGAUGCCCAAGAAGAAGCCGAUCCAGAAGAGGAAUUAAAUGUCAAAGAUGAAGAGUCUGAAGCGGAAUCGAUACCGGUUCCGGAUAAACCAAACGGCAAGAUUGAUGUCGAUGAGGAAGACAAGGAACUUCCCGAAGGUUUCAUCGAGUGGGAGACGAUCUGUAUCACUCUCGAAGAGUGGGAGCACUUCCCAGAGCAAUUUGAGAAAGCCACUCACUAUGCUGAGAAGUCGCUGUAUAAGGUAUUGACGCAAAGCAUCGUCCCGGUAAUAACCGCUGAGCUGAGGGAGGUGGAGAAGAAGAAGCGCAAAGAAGAAGCGGUCGUACAUCGCAAACGUUCGUCUCGCAUUGCUAUCAAGGAAAGUGAGAAGGAGCAAGAAUUACUUGCUGCUAGGAAGCGUGCAGAGGAAGAUGAGAAGAUGAGUCGGGCUCGAAGGGCUGAAACGCGCCGACAGAAAGAGGAAGCGGACAGGAUUAAGAGGGAGAAUGCUAGAGAGCAACGCAGGAAGGAGCGAGAAGCCAAGCAAGCUGGGGAGCUUGAAGCUGACACCAGCGCCAACGCCCCUAUCGAUGUAGUGAGUCAAGAAUCUUUCUCAUCUGCCAUACCGCAUGGUCAGAUGGGCAAGUUUCCAAUAUUGUCUGUUCCUGUUCCCGUCAAUGGAUCAGGCGCUGCCAGCAGUGGAUCGCGGACACCAGCCGAAGACUGGGAGCUGGAUUGCGAGGUCUGCGGUAGACAAGGGAUCAACCGGGAUGACGGUGUUCCCAUCAUGUGCUGUGGUCGAUGUUUGAAGUGGCAGCAUAUUGGGUGCCAUGACCAACGAGACGUCACUGCAGGUCGCCCGAAACGUAAUUGGGAUGCUGAAGACUUCAUCUGCAGAAGAUGCCGCCUGUCGGAUUCUAGGGCUUCUUCGUUUAGCAGUAGCCAGUUGCCGACACCAACCGAUCUGAAAGCAGUGUACGGUUCAGUUGGAACGCAGCCCUACUAUAGCAGCCAGCAGAGUUACUCCCAUGACCGCUACCCCAAUGGAAGCUACUACGCUGGCGGCGCGACAAGUGGGAGAUACAGCUACGAACACCAGUCAGACAUAAGGUCAUCUGGCAUGCCUUCUCAGUCUUAUACUCAAGCUCCCCGUACACCUGGCGUCACCUUUGCUCAUUAUCAACCCCAGCAAGGAGGAUUUUCAACAUCACGUCCAUCUUACUCCAUUCCAGAGCCAGUGCCCAUAACCCAGCAGGCUCGCUAUCCGCAGCCUACAUCUCCAGCCACUGGAGUGAGUCAAUACCCCGGGUCCUUUCAGAACCAUCCAUCCCCCCACAUUCAAGUGCAGCCCCAACACCGGUGGCAACCAUCCAGCUAUUCUCGGAACGAUGCAUCUUACAGCAUGAACGCGGUUGUCGCGCCUUCUCCAUACACCUCACAACAGCAACCUUACUAUUCUGGAUCUUCCUCGAGCCCCUCAGUCCCGUUCUCUCAGAUGCAUGGUAUAAAUCAUCAAUCCGUGCCCCAGUAUUCCGGAUACCAACACGCCGCUCCUUACCAACAAAGUAGAUGAGUUCGUAUACGUACGCUAUUUUGCAGGGAACACUUUUUGAUUUAUCGCGAUAUUCGUAAGUGAUGGAUUGCGCGUGCAUAGUUAGUGGAG